AUGAACGCCAUCACAGCCCUGCAGUUCUACAUCGACAAGAUGCUCACCGACACCCCCGGGAUGAAGGUCCUCCUCCUCGACGCAGAGACUACACCCAUCAUCUCAAUGGUCGCUACGCAAUCGCACCUGCUCCAGAAGGAGACCUACCUCGUUGACCGGAUCGAGAACAACUCGCGGGACAAGAUGCGGCAUUUGAAGUGUGUUUGCUUCCUUCGGCCCACGUCCGAUUCUCUCGAGAAGUUGAUUCAGGAACUGCGGGAUCCUUGUUAUGGCGAUUACUAUCUCUAUUUUAGUAACCGCAUCAAGAAGACGGCUAUCGAGCGGCUUGCAGAGAUGGACGAACAUGAAGUCGUGCGGGAAGUUCAGGAGUUCUACGCGGACUACUAUGCGAUCAACCCCGACUGCUUCUCGAUCAACAUGGACCCAGAGACGACACCCCUCUACGGUGACUCGUUCACUUCCUGGGAUACCACUAGCUUCACUAGGACAGUCGAUGGACUCAUGGGUCUUUUGCUCUCGUUGAAAAAGAAGCCCUUGAUCCGGUAUCAGAAGCAGAGCGCCAUGGCCAAGCGUCUUGCCACCGAAGUCCAGUUCCAAAUCCAGCAGGAGGGGCAGUUGUUUGAUUUCAGAAAAUCGGAUACGUCACCUAUCUUGCUAGUGCUGGACCGCAGGAACGAUCCAGUGACGCCGUUGCUUUCUCAAUGGACAUAUCAGGCCAUGGUCCAUGAGCUGAUCGGUAUCAGGAACGGAAGAGUCGAUCUCUCAGGCGUACCAGACAUCAAACCUGAGCUCAAAGAAAUUGUAUUGUCGUGUGAUCAGGACUCAUAUUUCCAAAAGAACAUGUUUCUGAACUUGGGAGAUCUGGGCGCGAACAUCAAGAGCUAUGUGGACGAGUACCAGACAAAGACAAAGUCCAACAUGAACAUCGAGUCAAUUGCAGAUAUGAAGCGUUUUGUGGAAGAUUACCCAGAGUUCAGGAAGUUGUCCGGUAACGUCUCAAAACAUGUCACCCUUGUUGGCGAGCUCAGUCGCUUGGUCGAUCAGGGAAACAUCCUGGAGGUUUCUGAGUUAGAACAGAGCCUGGCCUGCUCAGAUUCGCAUAAUAAUGACCUGAAGAACCUGCAAAGACUGAUCAGCAGCCCGAAGGUCAGUGAUGCGAGCAAGAUUAGACUGGUUCAACUCUAUGCCCUGCGUUACGAAAAGUUUCAGGGAAACGCAGUCGCCUCCUUGAUCGACCUCCUGUACAAGAAUGGCCUCAGUGAACGAGAGAUCAGCACGUUGGAUACGCUCAUGCAAUAUGGCGGAUCUUCGCAGAGACAGGACGAUCUGUUUUCGAAUGAAAGCAUCCUCUCAAGAGGACGCAGCGCCUUGAAAGGACUCAAAGGCGUUGAAAACGUGUAUACACAGCAUCAGCCUCAGUUGGGCCAGAUCUUGGAACUGCUACUGAAGAUGCGGCUAAAGGAAACAAGCUAUCCAUUUGUUGAGGGAACAACAAGUAGGGACAGGCCUCAGGAUAUCAUUGUAUUCAUGGUGGGUGGCGCCACCUUUGAAGAGGCGAGAUAUAUCUCUAUGCUCAAUGCUACCACUCCAGGUGCCCGUAUCAUCCUCGGUGGAACUACCAUUCACAACAGCCGAAGCUUCAUGCAGGAACUAGUGCGUGCACAGAGGACAACGAUACCCGGCCAAGGUUCUGACGCUGUCCGCGAUCGAAGAACGCAAGGAGGCAUCCAGCUUUGA
Molecule: messenger RNA, 1737 nt
Organism: Linnemannia hyalina
Lineage: Eukaryota; Fungi; Mortierellomycota; Mortierellomycetes; Mortierellales; Mortierellaceae
Source: the annotation of a GenBank genome assembly